AAUUAAUUAAAAAAAACAAUUAUAAUGUUACCACACGUUUGUACUACUCAUCAGUGCCUGGAAUCGCUAUCCAAACCUGUAUUUCCUAAUAGUUAUAUUGAUCACCGAUACGAUGGUGUCGAUCGGGUUAACCUAUAUUUCAACGAAUUGAACAAUAGGUACGACCAUAUUAUACGGCCAUCAACUGAGCGACGUAUAGCCGACUUUCGUAAACGUCAGGACAGGGCUAUGAAUAAUCUGAACGAUUCGCGGCUCCGGUACUAUCAGAACAGGAAUAUUGAACGCCGGGGUGAACUGAUUGAUGGUUUACAAAGGCAUACCAUUGCCCAUCAUAGGAAUCGUAUCUAAAAAAUCAAACAUACAGUUCCUCUCUAUUGUGUUUUAUAUGAGGGGGAGGGGGCAAACCCCCCCCUCCAUCCUACACAAACUUAUGGUAUAAAAUAAUAUAAGUUUUUUUGUUUGUUUAAAUCAAACAAUUAAUAUUUGCUACGAUUUUUUUUGAUGCUAUUAUUAUUAUUAUUAU
This is a messenger RNA of Oppia nitens, 523 nucleotides long. RefSeq lists its product as uncharacterized. The transcript is spliced from 2 exons. The record is from RefSeq and is a predicted model, not a curated record. The coding region runs from base 25 to 348 and encodes 107 amino acids. Lineage: Eukaryota; Metazoa; Arthropoda; Arachnida; Sarcoptiformes; Oppiidae.